AUGAAUCAAGCUGAAGUUUCGAAGUUAGUUUCAAAACUUCGCAUACAGGUACCACCAAGACAUCGCAAUCUACAGAAUCCUAAAGGUCCUGAAGGUAGACUUGAUAAAUUACGUAAAACUGUAACUGGACUGAUAAAAUAUGAAAGAAUCGAGCUCAAUGCUAAUCGAGCAGAUGAGGCUAGGCAGUAUGCCGAAAGGUUAAUAUCGGAAGCAAUACGGCAUGGGGACUGUCACAAACCAACAAUGGAAACAGCUGACUUCUGGCUUCUUGAAAAGCAACUUGUUCACAAACUUUUUAAAGUUUUAGUGCCACGAUAUGAAAAUAGUAAUCUAUCAUAUACAAAAAUGUACAAAGCACCCAAGCCACAAUAUGCUCGAGUUUUAGAUAAGGCUGUGUUAGAGCUAAGAGGAAACCCAUAUCCAAACCUUACAAAUAAAUUAACUAAUAACAAAUAUUUAAUUCAGAAUGUUUUACUUGAUGCAGCAAAACAUGAUUAUCGACAAUCUAAAUAUGCUGAUAUGGCCAAAGAAAUUGGCAAGGAUUCAAAAAGUAGCCAGGACCAGAAUAAUAAAGAUGAACAAGUUACUGAAAAACGUAGUGACAGCUGA
Arctia plantaginis is the source of this 609-nucleotide messenger RNA. The record is from the annotation of a GenBank genome assembly. Lineage: Eukaryota; Metazoa; Arthropoda; Insecta; Lepidoptera; Erebidae.